GUUCAGCCAACCGCAGCUCGAGCGGGUUUGAUCGGAAACAGGAGCUAACUCUUCUUCACCUCCUCCUCCUCCUCCUCCUGGCUGUGAAACGCCGCUAGCUGCGAUGUGAUUGUGCGGAGGGAAAUUGUCGAGGGAAGUUAUAAUUGACAUUAUCGCAGCUGAAUGGACACAACACCCUGUCGUCCGGCUUCGUUUCACGGGAGGAGGAAGAACCGCUAGACUCGUGUUGUCUUCCCUGGCGGCGGAAAUAACCGAAGAAGAAGAAGUAGAAGAAGAAGAAGAAGAAGGGACCGCAUCCCCACACAGACACAAACAUGUCCUUCUUCAAUUUUCGGAAGAUGUUCAAGUUGGGGCCCGACAGGAAGAAGAAGCAGUACGAGCAUGUCCACAGGGACGUGAACCCGGAGGACAUCUGGGAGAUGAUCGGGGAGCUGGGGGACGGAGCGUUUGGGAAAGUGUACAAGGCUCAGAAUAAGCACAAUGGGACCCUCGCUGCUGCCAAGGUGAUUGACACCAAGACGGAGGAUGAACUGGAGGAUUACAUGGUGGAGAUCGAAAUUCUGGCCUCCUGCGACCACCAUCACAUCGUCAAACUGCUGGAUGCCUUUUAUUUUGAAAGCAAACUUUGGAUCCUGAUUGAGUUCUGUGCGGGCGGCGCAGUGGAUGCCAUCAUGCUGGAACUGGAGAGGCCCCUGACAGAGCCUCAGAUCCGUGUGGUGUGUCGACAGACCUUAGAGGCCUUGGUUUACCUCCACGAGAACAAGGUCAUCCACAGAGAUUUGAAAGCCGGGAACAUUCUCCUCUCCUUGGAUGGAGAAGUGAAACUGGCUGACUUUGGGGUUUCUGCAAAAAAUACCAAGACGUUACAGAGAAGAGAUUCUUUCAUCGGCACUCCUUACUGGAUGGCUCCCGAAGUAGUUAUGUGCGAAACGUCCAAGGACCGUCCGUACGACUAUAAGGCCGAUAUCUGGUCCCUCGGGGUGACCCUGAUAGAGCUGGCACAGAUUGAGCCGCCCAACCACGAGAUGAAUCCCAUGAGAGUGCUGCUGAAAAUAGCCAAGGCCGAGCCGCCCACACUUAUGCAUCCCUCUCGCUGGUCGUCACAAUUCAACGAUUUUCUGCGGAAAGCACUUGAUAAGAAUGUGGACAAUAGGCCGGGCCCAAUACAGCUUCUACAGCAUCCCUUUGUCAGCAGUGUAACCAAUUGCAAACCACUCAGAGAACUCAUAGCCGAGGCCAAAGCUGAAGUCACAGAGGAGAUCGAGGACAGCAAAGAGGAGGAGGAGGAGGAUGAGACUGAUACACCUCAGGCUGUUCCUGGGCACAAGCGCGCACACUCAGAUGUCAGCGUGGCCAGCUCAGAGGACGACAAAGCUCCCCAAACUCCAUCCACUCUGGAAUCUGUUACAGAAAAGACGGAGGUCGAGCCUGCUGCAGACAGGACCAGUGAUAAGCUCUCAGAUGAAGGACUUGGAACAAGUGAGGUUGACAAGACUGAGGAGGAGAAACUCAAUGAGGUGUCUGAUGCCAGUAAUGAAGACCUGGCCUCGCCGACAGUAGAGCCCACCAAGGACUCUGUCUCUCAAGAUCUUACAGAGGAUAAACCAGUAGAUGAACAAGGUGAAGUGAUUCCUGAGGAGCCUGUAGUAGCAGAGCCUGAAGAGAGCUUAGAUAGCUUAGACCUAUACACAGAUGGCCAGACAACAGAGGUAGAAGAGAAGGAGACACAAGAGGAGAAAGCGAAGGAUGAACCUCGACAAACAGAAGAAGAAAUUAAGCCUGAGGAUGUGAAAGAACAAGUAGAAAAAGAAAAACCAGAAGCAGGAACAGACGAAUUUACAAAAUCCCAAGAGCACCCUGAAGAUCCACAAGAGAAACCAGAACCUAUAAUAGUGGAUGUAGCACAGGCAGGAGAAGAAAACAAAGAACAAAGUGUGGAGACACCUCAACACAAAGUGACAGUUACUGUAGAAGACACAGUUGAUUUCACAGAUGCAAAUGUAGACAAAGAUAAUAUAGAAUCAAAUCAAAAGGAAAUACAUGUAAAUGGAGAAACAGAGUCAAAGUCACCAGUGGAUUCGUCCACUGACAUUUUAAUAGAGAAGCAGACCAAAGAAAAUCAGCCUGGAGAGAAGCCUGAGAAUGAGGCACCUGAACAAGAUAAUCAGACUAGAGAGAAAGUUGCACUGGUUGAAGAGGCUACAACUGAAUCCACAAAUGGAGUCAGCGAUGAAGUCAAAGAAGCCUCCGAAGAACCAGAACCAGUGGAACCAUCUAAAGGCAUCGCCAUGAAGGAGGAUGAGGAAACAACUAGCCGUGCUGAUGAGAGCAUUUCUCAAGAUGCCGUUUCUGUCCAAGAGAGCGAAACCGACUCUGAAACCAAGACAGAGCAAGGAAGUCCUGCUGUGAUCAAGCCAGAUGUGGAGAAGGACUCGGACUCUGGAAGCAGCUCCGCUGCUGAUACUAACAGCCUUGAACUCAAUCUGUCCAUCUCCAGCUUCUUGUCCAAGAGCAAAGAAGGGGGCUCUAUUUCUAUGCAGGAGUCAAGACGUCAGAAGAAGACUAUGAAGAAAACACGUAAAUUCCUGGUGGAUGGUGUGGAGGUCAGUGUGACGACAUCAAAGAUAGUGACAGAUAGCGACGCCAAGAGUGAGGAGAUGAGGUUCCUGAGGCGGCAAGAGUUGCGAGAGCUGCGCCUCCUGCAGAAAGAGGAGCAGCGGGCCCAGCAGCUGCUGAGCAACAAGCUGCAGCAGCAGAGAGAGCAGAUCCACCGGCGCUUUGAACAGGAAACUACUGCUAAGAAGCGUCAAUAUGACCAAGAAGUGGAAAAUCUUGAGAAAAAGCAGAAGCAGACGAUUGAACGCCUGGAGCAGGAUCACACCAGCCGACUGCGAGAUGAGGCCAAACGAAUCAAAACGGAUCAAGACAAGGAACUCUCCAAGUUCCAAAACAUGCUGAAGAACCGCAAGAAGGAGGUCAAACAGGAAGUUGGACAGUCUCCCAAACACUUGAGAAAAGAGCUCAUGAAACGCGUAAAGGAGGAUCUUUCGCUCCUCAAGACUGCCGAGGAGCAGGAGUUCCUACAGAAGCAGCAGCAGGACCUGGACGGAGCUCUGAAGAAAAUCAUCCAGCAGCAUAAGCUGGAGAUCGCCACUAUUGAGAGGGACUGCCUCAACCACAAGCAGCAGCUGAUGAGAGCUCGAGAGGCGGCCAUGUGGGAGCUGGAGGAGCGCCACCUGCAGGAGAAGCACCAGCAGCUGAAGCAGCAGCUGAAAGACCAGUACUUCCUGCAACGACACCAGCUGCUGAAGAGGCAUGAGAAAGAGAUGGAGCAGAUGCAUCGCUACAAUCAGCGGCUGAUAGAGGAGAUGAAGAACAAACAGAAUCAGGAGAGGGUUCGUCUACCCAAGAUCCAGCGCAGUGAGGCCAAGACCCGCAUGGCCAUGUUCAAGAAGAGUCUCCGCAUCACUGCCACGGCAUCUGUCACCCCGGAGCAGGAGAGGGAGCGGAUCAAACAGUUUGGAUCUCAGGAAGAAAAGAGGCAGAAGAACGAGAGACUCAAUCAACACCAGAAACACGAGAACCAGAUGAGAGACCUGCAGCUGCAGUGUGACUCCAACAUCAGGGAGCUGCAGCAGCUACAGAAUGAGAAAUGCCACCUCCUGAUUGAACAUGAGACCCAGAAGCUGAAGGAGCUGGAUGAGGAGCACAGCCAGGAGAUCAGGGAGUGGAGAGAGAAGCUCAGACCCAGGAAGAAGGCGUUGGAGGAGGAGUUCACGCGAAAGCUCCAGGAGCAGGAGGUCUUCUUCAAGAUGAGCGGUGAAUCUGAAUGCCUUAACCCCACCACCCAGAGCCGAGUGUCCAAAUUCUACCCCAUCCCGAACCUGCACAACGCCGGUUUAUAGCCUCACGUCUGUCCUGCACAAACAGACUCAACCACGCUCACAGACGCCGCCUGGUGGUGGAGCAACGUCGGUCCUCUGACCGUUGAGUGAUCCAAAAAAAUGAAAAUGUCUUCACCUCUCCGAUUCCAACAAAGAGAGAGCACACUUGUUGAGAAAGUGUCCGAGGGAUAAUAUGCACUUUUUUGAGCAUGUUGAAAAUGUUAGCAGUCUGCCGUUGGUAGAUAAGCCCAAUCAUGCUUAUGAGAACAUUGUGAGCACAGCCUGCUACAGUAUGAAUGAUCUCCAGUGCCUCAUGUAUCCUGUUUUAUGCAUUCAGACACUCCUCUGUUGUGUUUUCUUCAGCUUACAGUAAAUACAGUGCCCCCACCCCCUCGAAUGUGUUGCACUUAAAUAACUUUUUGUCAUUUCCACCCAUCAUUGCAAAAUACAUUUUCUUGUUCAUCAUUUCCCGUGAGCUGCUGAAUAAUCCUGACUCUGAGAUCCUGCUUUGUUGCGUAGAAGUCGGAGCCGGUUCACAGCGAGAUGUUCUGUGUCUUCUAACUCGUGCAGUGUCUGUUGUUGCCAUGAGAGAAAAGUUAUCGCCACGUUGUGAUCAUAAGUCUGUGAGUUACAAUGAAAACGAUUGUACUGUGUCGUAAACGAGUGAAACGUUACAUGUCUGUACCUACACGCGAAGUAAAAUUUAAAGUCCUGAGAGACGAAUGAACAAAAAAAUACAACUAUUGCUUUCGCACAUAAUUUCACAUCCGUGCUGUUAUCCAAAAUACACAACUCCCGUUUGGUGAAACACAGCGGUGGCAUGUGUUUCUUCCUGGAGAGAGUGAAAAUCCCUUUUUUUCUAUAUAUAUAAUAUAUAAGUAUGAAAUAAAUCACUCGACCCUCCGGGAGUCUUUUCGAGCAGUGUUGUGAAGUUAGAACACAUGUGGAAACUAAAGGAAUGUAAAGCCGUUGAUUUGCACUGUUUUGCCACGAGAGCUAAAGAAAAAAAAUAUAUGCAGUUGAAUCAGUCAAUUCAAUUUUGACAGCGAGUCACCUUCGUCUCACCAAAGCCGAUUCAAAUUUUUUUUUUUUUAAAUCAUUUUACCUUAUUUUUCAAAUUUCCUGAGUAUUUUAUGUUCACAUCCAGUUUCCUGAAGACAUAUCCUCCGAUGUAUUGAAGCUGUCAUCACUCAUUAUGCUGAGAACAGUGUUGCGUGAGAGUUACGAUGCUGUAUCUGUUACUGUAUGAAUUUCAGUGUGUGAGGAGACAUCCUUCGCUGUAUUUUAUUAGCAACGUAUUGACGGUUCACGAAGAGAGAAACGUUUUUAUUCUGAGAUAAAGAUGAUUAUUUUGUUCUGCCACUGCACAUCGUCAAUGCACGUUGUCAUUUCUGUACGCUGACACCAUUGUUUUGUCGUGAAUGCUGGAUUUGUAUUGGGGUUAUUGGAGACUGUGUGUGUGAAUUACACCGUACGCCCCCAUAGAUUUCAGAUAUUUUUUUAUUUUGUUAAGUUUCAGCAUUUUAAUCUGUUGUUACGUUGUCAUUCUUCCACCAUGGAUAUUCUUGGUAUAUACAUUUUUUGAUGUCAAAUCAAAUGUAUUUAAAAUGUUCGCACAAAUGGGACAUGUUUUUAUUUCGUUGCUGUAAAUAAAAUAUGGACUGUA
Molecule: messenger RNA, 5550 nt
Organism: Limanda limanda (common dab)
Lineage: Eukaryota; Metazoa; Chordata; Actinopteri; Pleuronectiformes; Pleuronectidae
Gene: slka
Product: STE20-like kinase a
Exons: 20
Coding region: 315-3905 (1196 amino acids)
Biological process (GO): protein phosphorylation
Molecular function (GO): protein serine/threonine kinase activity; ATP binding
Source: RefSeq, a predicted model, not a curated record